This is a messenger RNA of Colletotrichum godetiae, 1170 nucleotides long. RefSeq lists its product as uncharacterized. NCBI's taxonomy places the organism in Eukaryota, Fungi, Ascomycota, Sordariomycetes, Glomerellales, Glomerellaceae. The transcript has 6 exons. The record is from RefSeq and is a predicted model, not a curated record. The coding region runs from base 352 to 1170 and encodes 272 amino acids.
CAGAAUUGGCAUCGAUGGUAGUCGCACGAAACCAGAUUGGCCGAGAUCAUGGACGUGAUGUUUGCUCGUAGUGUCGAGGCGUGUACGGAUCCUUCUGGGUUUUUGUGUGAGUAGGGGCGAUCGGGAGAGGGGGGGAUUUGUCGUUUCGCAGUUGCGGGUACUGUCGCGCUGAAAGUUCGCAUGUACUCGAGGCGAAGAGUGGAGGCUUCGGUAUGCUGGCGCUGUUGAUAGCGAGCGAGGUCUUUGGGUCAGUCUGGCAUAGGAGGAAGUUGAGAGGAAGAAAGAAUUGCAAAAUUGGGCGACAGAGAAGCGGAGCACAAGAGGGAAGCGACGACAAAUGGACGUGAUAUCAUGAAGGGUAGGCUACGUACAGCAAGGGCUGGGACGAACGGGCGUGAAGUGGGAAGAAAGGAAAGAGGGCGACUGAGCGGCCAGCUGGGACGGGGAGGAUUGGAGUUUGGGUCCUUGGACUGGGACUUGGGAGACUGGGACUGGGACUGGGACUGGGAGGAGGAGUACGAAAGUACAAUGGACUGGGUCGAGUACGAAAUUGUUAAGCAACGCAAGGGGGGUGGGUGGAUGUGCGGCGGCGUGCCAGGUGCGAAAGAGGGCGAGGGUGAGUGGGAGAGCUACCUAGGUACCUACUGCGUAAGUUGCAGUGUUGCGGGUGCGGGUGCGGGUGAGGUGCAGGUGCAGCAAGCAGUCCUGGGCAAGAAAGGCAAGGUACCUAGCAGCAGCAACAAGCAGCAGGAGCAGGCACUGGGAAUGUGUGGUGUGCAUGUGAGGUGUGGAGGACGGGAAAAGGAAGGCAGGCGAGCGAGCGAGCGAGCAAGUGCUAAAACCAGGCAGAUCAGGUUUGCCGUCACCCUUCCACCUCACCUCACGUUCACCACUGGGAGCCCCCACUGCCAUUCCUCAGUGCAGCAACGCAGCUCAGAGACCGUGGAGGUUUACCGGGCACGAGGAGGUGUUUCCUCCCAAUGGGUCAUGCCUCCCCUCCCGUCAGCCUACCUACCUACCCAGGUUUUGGUGACAGAACGCGAGUGCAAGUACCUAUGUGCCUACAUACUUUGCCCAACAAAGCAACGCGGGACAGAACAAGAAACAGAACUCGAAGCUCUCCAAACUGUGGAAAAAAAGCUAGAGGAGUGUAACUUGACACCGGGCUAG